Messenger RNA from Ipomoea nil (Japanese morning glory), 1419 nucleotides. Its product is annotated as protein ASPARTIC PROTEASE IN GUARD CELL 2-like. Bases 1 to 1410 code for a protein of 469 amino acids. NCBI's taxonomy places the organism in Eukaryota, Viridiplantae, Streptophyta, Magnoliopsida, Solanales, Convolvulaceae. The record is from RefSeq and is a predicted model, not a curated record. Gene Ontology annotation, molecular function: aspartic-type endopeptidase activity. The transcript has a single exon. Gene Ontology annotation, biological process: proteolysis.
AUGCUUCUCCUACUCCUCUCACUAUUUUUCUUCACAAAUACUUGUGCCGGCCAAACAACUAUUUCUGCCGGCCACGCCACCCCCUUUCUCACUCACGACAAUUUGAACGUAAAAAAAUCCAUUUCUCAGGCUACCAAAAUUCAUCCUUUGCCAAAAACCCAGGAGCAAUUUAAGGAUGAAAGCCGCAAUGAGAGUAGUUGGAAGCUCAACCUCCUCCACAGAGAUGAAUUGCCAUUUUCCAAUUUUACUGACUUCGGCGGCAGAUUUCAAUCCCGAAUGAAAAGGGACUCACACAGAGUCGCCGACCUCAUACGGAGAACUAGCGGCCUCGAGUAUGAGGCGGAGGAGUUAGGGGCUGAGGUUGUUUCCGCUUGGAAUCUCGGUAUUAUGGAAUACGUAGUGAGGAUUGGGGUGGGGACUCCGCCCCAAUAUCAGUUUCUGGUGAUUGACACGGGGAGUAAUAUUAUGUGGGUUCAGUGUCAACCCUGUAACAAAUGCUACAGUCAAUAUUACCCCGUGUUCGACCCGACUCGCUCAGCUUCAUUUGCCAUCGUGCCGUGUAGCUCCACCAUCUGCGACCUGAUCCAUUUGGGGUGCAACAGGGAUCGGUGCAUGUACUGGGUCAAAUACAUUGAUGGGUCGUACACCAAUGGGACAAUGGUGUUUGAGACUAUCAUAUUUGGGGGAACUAUGGUCCGGGAUAUGGCUAUCGGGUGUGGCCAAACCAACCAUGGGAGUUUCACCGGAAUCUCCGGGUUGCUGGGUCUCGCCGGGGGAUCCACGUUCAUGGGUCAACUUUUCCCGCAAACAGGAGGAGUUUUCAGCUAUUGCUUGGCGACCUGGGGCACCGACUCCUCCGGCUCACUGGAGUUCGGGCAAAAAGCCAUACCCGUGGGCGCUGUGUGGGUACCCUUGCUCCGAAGCGUACAGGCACCAACUACCUACUAUAUCGGGCUCUCGGGUCUGGGCGUCGGCGGCAUAAAGCUCCCAAUAUCCGAAGACGUCUUCCGUUUAACCGAGCAGGGCUUAGGGGGGGUGAUCAUGGACACCGGAACAACGGUGACAAGACUCCCCAAGGUGGCGUACGUGGCAUUGCGCGACACAUAUAUGAUGCAAACCGCCACCCUUCCUCGGGCACCCGGGGCCUUCGUAUUCGAUACAUGCUACAACCUGUACGGGCUCGGUACGGUUCAGGUACCCACUGUAUCGUUUUUCCUUAUUGGUGGCCCGGUCUGGACCAUUGCAACUAAGAACGUUCUUAUACCAGUUGAUAACAGGGGCACAUUUUGCUUUGCAUUUGCUCCAUCUACAACUGGAAUAUCCAUCAUAGGGAACAUCCAGCAGGAAGGGAUCCAAAUAUCUAUUGAUAGCUCUAACGGGUUUGUGGGUUUUGGUCCCAAUAAUUGUUAGAUUGAUGAA